This is a messenger RNA of Aspergillus ruber CBS 135680, 800 nucleotides long. RefSeq lists its product as uncharacterized. Lineage: Eukaryota; Fungi; Ascomycota; Eurotiomycetes; Eurotiales; Aspergillaceae. The transcript has 2 exons. The record is from RefSeq and is a predicted model, not a curated record. The coding region runs from base 168 to 596 and encodes 142 amino acids.
UACCUCGAGUUGUCGAUUCCUCUCGUGGACUUAUGUCAUCCCUACCUUAUCAUCACAUGAUAUAAACCGAUAAGGGUCUAUUUAUGGUAAGAGCGAAUGUACCUGAACUGAGCACAACAACCCUACGAAAUAUUCGCGAUUUUCCAUAAUACCACGCGCUACUUGCCAUGCCAACCCAUAUAUCCGUCGCCGUCUACCGGGGCGACCCAAUCGACUACGCCAUGUACAGACAUACAGCGCUUCACUUCACUUUUCCCGAUGGGCAACAAAGCGCAAUGCAUGUAGUCGGUGCACCGAGCAUGUUCGACUUUGAAGAAGCAGAAGGCAUAGACCCAACCAAGGUCACAGGUCUUGCGGGUCUCAUCUAUGUCGCAAGUGUACCAGAUGUCAUUGAAAGGGCUUCGAUCAAAGAUGCUUGCGUCCGUACACCUGUGCGGAAUGAUCGUGAGCAUCGGGAUUGGAAUUGUCAGAACUGGGUUGGAGAGGCUUUGAUGGAGUUGGUAGAGAUUGGGUGUUUGACUGAAGGGGAACGGUCAGCGGCUCUUGAUAAAAUGAUGGAUAUUUGUCUUGAGGCUGCAGAUGAGGACCUGGAGUAAUGGUUCACGAGUUACGACUAGAUGAAAGCUACGAUUUAUAAUCCCAUGCAAAUAAUGCCGAGCAGCAGUGUUUUGAUAUAGCAGCUGUAAUCAUGUCAUGAACUUUUGAUUCUGUUAGAUUUGGGAAACAAAAAUGAAGUAUGUGAAUUGAAGAAAAUAAAAAGCCACCUUCAGCUCCAUCUGCGCCUUGCUUGCCGAUAAAUU